AUGACUUCACACCAAAUUGACGUCAAUAAAAACAAUCCAUUGCGGUCACAUAAAAAUAAGUCUCUUACAAACUCUUCAGUUAUUGCCUUCGGGAAGUGCCAUUAUCCUGAACACCAUGAACUCAUAUCUAGUGAUCAUGUUUGUUAUGUCUCACCAAAGUUUGCUAAACAAAAUAAUUUUGUCAAUGGAAUCGAGGUGGAUAUUAUUAAUGUACGACCAGUUGAGUUGGAUGAAGUGAUAAUUGGCGCUUUGGAUUACGAGUCUUAUGAAGCACUAUUAAGAGACUCUUCUACUAUAUUUAAUUGCCUUCACUUGUCCCCGCCAAUUAUCAUUCGUUAUGGCCAAAUUUAUAGACUUAAUAAUUUACCUAUAUCUUCGAACUCUGAUUCUUAUUUUGGAUUUAAAAUUUUGAUAUGCGGCCCAGUUUUGCAAGGCAUUGUCAAGGAUCAUACGAACUUUAUUAUAACUGAUAUUUCAAAAGAUUAUUAUUUAAAUGAUCACGAAUAUGAUGAUGAAUUUGAUGCAGAUACUACUGAAUUUACCGUCGAAAAUGAGUUGUUAGAUCAAGACAUAUUAGAUUUAAAGGAUGAUUAUAUGACCACUCAGUUAGCACUUCUUGAAGCUAAUGAUCAAGAAGAACUGGAUGGUGAUGAGUCUGACUACAUUUCUUCAGUUGCAUCAUCUGAUGAUGAAAGUUGGAAUAAUGUUGUCCCACUUCCGACUAAAUCAAAAUUUACUCCUGUCAUUUUAUCGUAUCCCUUUCCAAGUAAAUUAUUGCAACCAACUCCGAAUGAAAAAGAAGAUCCGGAAUCAAGGAUCCUCAUAAGUUUGAAAGAACUCGCGAGGUUGGGUUUCCAAAGUGGAAGUUGGGCUUUGGUAUCAGGACCUAAAAUUGAAAAAUCUAGGAUGUGCAAGGUUUAUGCUGUUGAUGUUCCUAUAGCUUCAACAGAUGCAUUGGCAUCAGUUUACGUCACACCAAUGCUUCAUUUCAAUCUUGGGUUUGGUGAAACGACAUCAAAUGAAUGUCUAUUUAUUCAGCCAACUAAACAAAAUCAAUCACCACCUCCUGUUACUAGAAGUAUUUACGUGGCAAGGGUGGCGUCACCAUCGUCUACUGAUAGAUCUAUCCACACUGCAAGCAUUAAUGGACUUAAAAACUGGUUUGAAGAAGCUGAUAGGAUAGUUUGCGAAGGGGAUAUUAUAGCAAUACUGACUGAUGAGGAAGCUGCACGGUUAAGACCACAAAAAAUUGAAGGUGAUAUUGAGACAUUAGAAGACAUGGAUAUUGCAACGUCACCAAUCAACCCUGGAACUGUAGUAUAUUUCAAAAUUUCAGAAAUGAAACACAAGAAUGCGAAAAUACACUUGAAAUAUGGAUAUGGAAUGCGCGUAGACCAUAAUUGUACUGAAAUGGUUCAAACUGGGAUGGUACAUUCUAAAGUGCCUUUCGUGAAACGCUAUAUGAAUCCCAAGGUUUUGAACCGGUUAGAUUUAAAUCCAUUUCUAACAUCAUCAGAGACACCUCAAUCUCGACUUUUCAACCUUAUUUCUUCGUGCCUACAUCCAAGUGCUGUGUCACUUAACCUCAGCUGUACUGUUCUUUUACAUGGUCCACGUGGCUGUGGCAAGAAGACAGCAGUCGAAUGGAUUGCCGAAAGAAUUGGUAUUCAUGUUUAUGAGGUGAAUUGCUUUGACUUUGCGGGUGAAACUGAUACAAAAACAGAAACGUCUCUUCGUUCAAGACUUGAUAAAGCUGUGACUUGUUCUCCUUGUGUGUUAUUAUUACGUCAUAUUGAUGCACUUGCUAGGAAAAGUGCUGUAUUGGAGACUGGUCAAGAACCUACAAUUUCUAUUAUCUUACAAGAGUCUUUUAAACAAUUGAUUGAAAAUUUCCAAACUAUUGGAUAUCCAGUUUUAGUAGUGGGUACGACAGGUGAUAUUGAUAAAGUACCUUCCAGCGUGAUUGGUUGUUUUAGGCAUGAAAUUGUUUUCGAAGCUCCAUCUGAAGCAGUAAGAUUAGAAAUUUUAAAGCAGUUGACAAGUGAAACAUCGGUCGCUCCGGAUGUUUCGUUGUCAUCACUAGCAACACAAACCGCUGCAUUAGUCGCCAAUGACUUGGUUGAUUUAGUUGCGAGAGCAGGCUUGGCAGCACUGGAACGCGUAGAAAAUGUCGUGAAAAAAACAAAACAAUCACUAAAAGAUAUUGAUCUGAUUCGUGCAGGAAUUGCUCUAACGGCAGCUGAUUUUAAUGAUGCUCUCGGCAAAGCUAGAGCUUCAUAUUCAGAUAGUAUUGGCGCCCCAAAAAUUCCGAAUGUAACAUGGGACGAUGUUGGGGGCCUAGCAUCUGUAAAAAAUAAUAUAUUAGAUACUAUACAACUACCACUUGAACAUCCAGAAUUGUUCGCUAGUGGAAUGAAGAAAAGAUCGGGAAUACUGCUCUAUGGACCACCAGGAACCGGAAAAACACUUCUCGCCAAGGCUGUUGCCACUUCAUGUUCUCUUAAUUUCUUUUCUGUAAAAGGUCCUGAACUUCUUAACAUGUACAUUGGAGAAUCAGAAGCUAAUGUUCGACGCAUUUUCCAACGCGCAAGAGAUGCUAAACCUUGUGUAAUAUUUUUUGAUGAGCUGGAUUCUGUUGCUCCAAAAAGAGGGGAGAAAGGAGACUCUGGUGGUGUAAUGGAUAGAAUUGUUAGUCAACUUUUGGCUGAAUUGGAUGGAAUGGGGCAAGGAGGUGGGGCAGCAGACGUAUUUGUUAUUGGUGCAACAAAUCGACCCGAUUUGUUAGAUCCAGCAUUACUAAGACCUGGACGUUUUGACAAAUUGCUUUAUCUAGGAGUUAGUGAAGACCACGAUGCACAACUUAAAAUCAUUCAGGCACUUACAAGAAAAUUCCGCUUACACCCAUCAUUGGUCCUCCGUUCUGUAGCAGAAAAAUGUCCAUUUAACUAUACUGGAGCAGAUUUCUAUGCUUUAUGUUCUGAUGCUAUGUUGAAAGCCAUGUCAAGAACAGCCGAGGCAAUAGAAGCCAAAGUUUUUCAAUUGAAUUCCAAUCCAACACCCAACCUCCCCAAACCCGUAACAUCACAAUACUAUCUUAAUCAUCUCGCAACAUCUGAUGAUAUUCUUGUAGAAGUUACACAAGAGGAUUUUGAAAAAGCUUUGAAAGAACUUAUACCCUCCGUUUCUGAGAAAGAAUUAGAACAUUACCGUAUGACCAGGAAACUUGAAAAUGAUAGGCUAAUUAGUGCUUAA
Messenger RNA from Cetraspora pellucida, 3252 nucleotides. The record is from the annotation of a GenBank genome assembly. NCBI's taxonomy places the organism in Eukaryota, Fungi, Glomeromycota, Glomeromycetes, Diversisporales, Gigasporaceae.